Molecule: messenger RNA, 1317 nt
Organism: Morchella importuna
Lineage: Eukaryota; Fungi; Ascomycota; Pezizomycetes; Pezizales; Morchellaceae
Exons: 6
Coding region: 1-1317 (438 amino acids)
Biological process (GO): regulation of gene expression
Cellular component (GO): Rpd3L complex; Rpd3L-Expanded complex; cytoplasm
Molecular function (GO): histone binding
Source: RefSeq, a predicted model, not a curated record
AUGUCGGCAAACAUGGAUGAAGAUAUCGACAUGGACCCUUCACUCCGUGAUAGAGAGGAACAGAUUGUGGUAGACAAGAUCAUCAACGAGGAGUACAAGAUCUGGAAGAAGAAUGCCCCAUUUCUCUACGACCUGAUCCUGAGUUCAGCGCUUGAAUGGCCAACACUGACCACACAAUGGUUCCCCGAUAAACAGACACACCCGGGCAAGAACUACUCUACUCAUCGUCUCCUGAUCGGUACCCAUACAUCUGGCAAUGAUAUAAACUACCUCCAAAUCGCCGAAGUCCAACUUCCCAACCCAGUUCCAGCUCCAGGUCAAGACCCAAGUCGGUACGAUGAGGAUAAAGAAGAAAUCGGUGGUUACGGUGGUGGCGCCGAAUGUCGCCUCCACAUCCAGCAAAAAAUGGUUCACGAGGGUGAAGUUAACAAAGCUCGAUACAUGCCCCAAAAGCCCGACCUUAUUGCAACUAUGUGCGCCGACGGAAAGGUGUUGAUAUUUGACAAGACAAAGCACCCAUUGAUGCCUGCAAAUACCCGGACAUGUCUCCCACAGAUGACACUCAUUGGGCAUGAGAAAGAAGGUUACGGUCUGAACUGGAAUCCCCACAAAGAGGGGCAUCUUAUCACUGGUUCAGAAGACGCAACAGUGAGACUAUGGGAUACUACCAGCUAUACCAAAACUAACACCCAACUCUCCCCCGUCCGCGUAUACACACAUCACUCUGCGAUUGUAAAUGACGUUUCCUAUCACCCUUGCCAUGAUGCUCUCUUUGGUUCAGUAUCGGACGACCACACACUCCAAAUUGUUGAUGUCCGCUCGUCAGAUACCACUUCCGCGGCCCACAAAGUUGUUGCACAUACGGAUGCUGUUAACUGUAUCGCUUUCAACCCAGCAUCAGACUAUGUUGUCGCUACUGCAUCUGCCGACAAGACUGUUGCGCUGUGGGACCUGCGGAGCUUGAAGCUCAAGCUCCACAGUUUGGCGGGACAUAACGCGGAAGUGAACGGAUUGAGCUGGCAUCCACAUGAGGAACCUAUUCUGGCGUCUAGCAGUGCUGAUCGGCGCAUCUGUUUCUGGGACUUGGCGAGAAUUGGGGAAGAGCAAAGUGCUGAAGACGCCGAGGAUGGUCCCCCAGAAUUGUUAUUUAUGCACGGAGGUCACACCAACCGUGUUUCGGACUUUGCUUGGAACCCCAACGACCCAUGGGUAAUGGUCUCGGCGGCUGAGGAUAAUCUCAUUCAAUGCUGGAAGGUGUCAAAUGCGAUUGUUGGCAAGGAUCAAGACGAUAUUCCUGCAGAUGAGCUAGAGGCGUAG